Messenger RNA from Arachis duranensis, 1353 nucleotides. RefSeq names its product peroxidase 55. The transcript is spliced from 4 exons. Gene Ontology annotation, molecular function: peroxidase activity; heme binding. Gene Ontology annotation, biological process: hydrogen peroxide catabolic process; response to oxidative stress. The coding region runs from base 83 to 1105 and encodes 340 amino acids. Lineage: Eukaryota; Viridiplantae; Streptophyta; Magnoliopsida; Fabales; Fabaceae. The record is from RefSeq and is a predicted model, not a curated record.
ACAUAAUAACACAAGUACACAACAUAUACACAUUAAUUAUAAUUAUUAACAUUACUAAUUAUUCCAGAGAGAGAGUGAGAAGAUGAAGAAGAUAUGGGUUGUGUUAGUGGCUAUGUUCAUGAUUAGUGUGUCUAAAGGAGAAGGGAAAUUAGUGGAGAAUUUUUAUGGUCAAACUUGUCCAAACGUUGAAUCAAUUGUGACACAGGCAGUUACCACUAAGUUUCAUCAAACUAUCAAGAUACUUCCCAGGUUCCAACCUAGACUACUAGAUUUAAAACUCGUUGACUAUAAGAGUUGGUGGCAAAUUAAAAUUGAAUUGAUUAUUUAUGCACAGGGUUGUGAUGCGUCAGUGAUGAUAGCGUCGCCAAAUGGGGAUGCAGAAAAGGAUGCCUCAGAAAAUCUCUCACUGGCAGGAGAUGGCUUUGAUACAGUUAUUAAGGCCAAAGCCGCCGUUGAAGCCUCAUGUCCUGCCGUUGUUUCUUGCGCAGACAUUUUGGCACUCGCUACCAGAGAUGUUAUAGCCUUGCUUGGUGGGCCUUCAUACAGAGUAGAACUUGGACGCAGAGAUGGACUUGUUUCCAAGGCAUCAAGUGUGGACUCUAACCUUCCGAAAGCAAGUUUCAACCUUAACCAACUAAACAAAAUGUUCUCAAAACACAACCUCACCCAAACCGACAUGAUUGCGCUCUCAGGAGCACACACCGUUGGCUUCUCACACUGCAACCAAUUCUCAAACCGUUUGUACUCCUUCCAAUCCUCGUCCCACGUGGACCCCACCCUUGAUCCAAACUAUGCACAACAACUUAAAUCAGAUUGCCCUCAACAAAGCGUUAACCCAAGCGUCGUCAUAGCUCUGGACCCCCAAACAUCCUUCACUUUCGACAACUUGUAUUACAAAAACUUGGUUUCCGGCCAAGGGCUGUUGGAAUCAGACCAGACUCUGUUUACGGACCCGGCGUCGCAGGCUACGGUUGUUGAGUUUGCGAAUAACCAGAAUGAGUUCUUUGUGGCCUUUGUUGCGGCCAUGAGGAAGCUUGGAAGGGUGGGUGUCAAGACUGGUAAUGAUGGAGAGAUUAGAAGAGACUGUACAACAUUCAAUUCAUGAUCUGUUGUUAAAUAAUUUAUAAGAGUUGGUCAGUGGGAAAAGUUUAGUUUAUAUGGUUAUUAAUUAGGUGUAUGUCACAAAUUAAUGAACUAGCUACCUACUCCAAAAUUAGGUUCUUGUGUGGGCUUAAAGAAGCUCAUAAUUUAUUGAAAAUGAUUUCUUCUGUAAUUUUAUUGUUAGAUUUUGUCCAUAAUAGGGCAAUAAUCUGUAUGUUCAUUAAAUUAAGUUAAAUAAUUAUUUUGUUUUAA